Messenger RNA from Megalobrama amblycephala (Wuchang bream), 2689 nucleotides. RefSeq names its product CUB domain-containing protein 1-like. The transcript is spliced from 5 exons. NCBI's taxonomy places the organism in Eukaryota, Metazoa, Chordata, Actinopteri, Cypriniformes, Xenocyprididae. The record is from RefSeq and is a predicted model, not a curated record. Bases 50 to 1348 code for a protein of 432 amino acids.
GAAAAAGGAUCCCAAGUCUGCCUGUGUGUUGAAACUGGAUUCGGUCAUAAUGGACACAGUCACCAUAGCUUCAGGGGAGUAUUAUGACAUUGAAUCCCUUGACUGUAACAAGGAUGAACUCGAGUUGACUGUCAACCAGACCAUAGAAUGUAAGGAAUGGAAAAACUGUGCAUCCAUUCCAUUCUCUAUAGCCUUCGAUUACAAGGAGAUCUGUAUCCCAGUAGUUCUGAAGACGAUCACAUGGCACCUUCAUGGCCCACAGAACAGUUCAGUCGAGCUACAGUCCCCUACAGGUCUGCGUUACUGUCUGCCUGAGGAAAAUUGCAAUAGCAACCUCCUCCUUAAUGUGUCCCAUGAUAACCCUGGCAUCACUGUUGGGCAGUUUUUUCCAAGUGGAACCAUUGAGAAAAUCCAGAUCCGUGAAUCCAAGAUUGCAGUAACUGCCUCCGUUGCAAGUUUCAAUGACUGGAAUUUGGCAACUAAACCCUUUCUAACUUAUUUAUUUACACAAGAUAUAUCAGAGGACUAUAUAUUCACUGUUGCACCAAAAUUGGAUAAUCCUACAGUGUUGGCGACCCCAGCCUGGCCGUCUGGGAUGAAACCCUCCAGCAGUGUGUCCUGGAUCAUUAACAUGGAGCCACAGCUUAAGAGCAAUCUGAAGUUCAUGAAUGUCAGCCAACCCGAGUGUAUGGAGGUGCAAACAAACAUUGCAGUGCAGACCAUUGUGCCUCAAAUGAUAGUCUACAGUGCUAAAAAGGAUGGGAAUAUUAAUAAUAUCCUGGUCCUAGAAAGUUUUUACCUUAACAUGACUAACUGUAAGUCCCCGACAGGAAGCUUCAGGGCAAUGAUGGAGAUCACACUGCAGAAUAACACAAAGAACCAUCUGGGCAUCAUCCUGAGUACUGUGGGCAUCUUGUUAAUGAUCAUAACAUCCGUGGUGAUCUGGAUUGUUCUCAGGCAAAAGAAGAGGAAUAAGACUCCCCCAGUGCCUGUCUACAAUCCCAAAGCUUUCCUUCCAGGCCUCCAUGGUAUCCCCAAAACACAGGAGGAGGAGGAAGAAGAUCCUCACACUUAUGUGUACAUAGACGAUUCUCUAGUAUAUUCCCAUCUGCUUAAAAAAGAAGCUGAAAAUGAACAAUGUAAAGAUGAGAGCGGCCCACCUUUACCUGACAGAUCAGUCGGCAAAGGCGAAAGCCUAGUCACUAAAGGCAGUGGGAUGGUUGACGGUGAACUCUAUGGUUACUUUCAGGGACAGUCAACUACAUCUGGCUCACCAAAGUCUCCAAUCAAAAUCUCUGAGGACGAGGCCUGUGAAACCAGACUGUGUGAGAGAGAAGAGAGUCCUUGAUGGAAUUGAAUUUUCUACUGCAUUUUUUUUAAGUGUCUAAGAAGUUUGUAUAUUUAGUGAUUUUAUGUUUGAACGGUUUGCAUGUUUUAAACAUUGUAUGUUUUUGAUAUUUAAACGUCUACAUUUAUUUGCACCAUGUAAAGUUAGGAGAUACAUUUUCUAGAAAAAGAAAUCUGUUUGCGACCAGAAAGCGUUCUCUGUUGAUUUCUGGUGUAAACUGAAUAUGUGAGUGUGACUCAAUCUCAUGGGAAAGAUAACUAUUUCACUAGUUGGUGAUUUCAAAUGAAUUUGUAUGAUUUGAAUUGUACAAAAACUUAUGAUUUAAAAAAAAAAAAAAAAAGAGUAAUCAGAAAGGCCACCCCUAAACAUACCGGUCACCGGGGCAUAAGCAGAUCGUAUGAAAACAUGAAUAAAUGCAUACAAAUUUGAAUGAAUUAGCCACCAAUUUGCCAAAACAUAAAAUAGUUAUGAAUUGUCAUGAGAGUGUUAGAGAUUCUGUCUGUUUCUGCUGUCUGGAUUUCAAUAUAGAUGAUCCAAAAGGGGACAGAUGCUGGAGGCUCUGCAAACCCAUUAAACUACUCUUGUUUUAUGGCUUUUGUGAAUCUGCUGAGCUACUUAAAACAGGGGGCUUCUGUUGUCAAUUGUGUCUGGUUAUUAAUCUGAUGAUUCUUCGAUCUAGACUUAAAACUAAACUAAAGUGUGAACCAUGCGGUGUGAACCAUGCGGUGCCAGGGACACUAUGGCCAGGCUAGGUUUAAUUAUGUGGGGUCAUAAAUUAAUAUUAAAGGUGCAGUAUUUUUUUGACAUCAUUUUUUAAGGCCAUUUUUAUAAUUACCUUAUUGUAUCUAAAUGUAUCUGUGUUGUGUUUUAUGUCAAAUACUUAAAUUUAACAUUACUUCAGUCAUUCAGAGUGCUAUACUGUAGCUAUAUAUUACAAAUAAAAUUUUCAACAUCAACAAAAGCGUCUUUACAACGCAAAGGUGGAACAGAAUCUGCAUUAAUGUUUAUUUACACCAACUGUUUAAUGCAGCUCAAAGGUGGCAUACUCGAUCCUAUAAGGUAAAGUAAAUAGCCCACAUAAAGUAUAUAAAUUAUGUAGUGAAUCUAAACACCUCUGAUUGGCCACUGCAUUCACACACAGAAACAUGUGAUUGGUUAUAAUGCUCAACACUGUCAGGGCCGGAUUGGGACUCAUUUUCAGCCCUGGAGUUUCAUGCCUUAGACCGGCCCACUUUAAUUCACGACUGACUAUAUUAAAAUAAUGUAAUUAAAACCUCAGUAUAUAAGUCUGCAUUAGUGCUCUGUUUUCUACAGCCUUGUAAUUAAUUGUAUUUUUCAAAA